CUCAACACGCUGGACGACGAGAUCACCACUCGGCCGCAGCCGCUGCAUGUCCAGCACCUCCACGACAUCCGCUCUGUGCUCGACGAGUUUGCCGGCGCGCUCAUCCCGCUCAACAACGACAUGGCCGCCUUCGACCGCUCCGACUCGGACGUCUCGCUGUUCUUUAGCUCCGACCUCACGCAGCUGCGACGCAGCCGGGACGACCUCCAGUAUGUUGUUGAUGACAUCCAGCGCAUGGCGCGCAAGGCCGAGUCGCUGGUCGAGCUGUACCGCUUCUGCAAGGAAUCGCACCAGGAGCAAGUGCUGCGCACGCUGACGAUCGUGACAACCAUAUUCAUCCCCGGCCAGUUCAUGUCAGGGGUCUGGGGCAUGAACUUCGAAAACAUGCCCGAGCUGCAGCUGAAGUACGGCUACUACUUGUUUUGGGCGAUCUUCGUCACCAUGGGGUCGGUUGUCCUUCUCUACUUUUGGAGCCAGGGCUGGUUCUCGCACGAGGCGCGAGGUGCAUACCGCUACCUGAAGUUGAGGAGUGACUAG
Molecule: messenger RNA, 537 nt
Organism: Emiliania huxleyi CCMP1516
Lineage: Eukaryota; Haptophyta; Isochrysidales; Noelaerhabdaceae
Exons: 1
Biological process (GO): transmembrane transport; metal ion transport
Cellular component (GO): membrane
Molecular function (GO): cobalt ion binding; magnesium ion transmembrane transporter activity; magnesium ion binding
Source: RefSeq, a predicted model, not a curated record